This is a messenger RNA of Anopheles arabiensis, 1026 nucleotides long. RefSeq names its product frataxin homolog, mitochondrial (gene fh). The record is from RefSeq and is a predicted model, not a curated record. Gene Ontology annotation, biological process: intracellular iron ion homeostasis; iron incorporation into metallo-sulfur cluster. The transcript is spliced from 3 exons. The coding region runs from base 144 to 758 and encodes 204 amino acids. Gene Ontology annotation, cellular component: mitochondrion. NCBI's taxonomy places the organism in Eukaryota, Metazoa, Arthropoda, Insecta, Diptera, Culicidae. Gene Ontology annotation, molecular function: ferroxidase activity; iron chaperone activity; 2 iron, 2 sulfur cluster binding.
UGCAGCACGGUCAACUGUCAUAACAAUCCCGAAACGAUCAAAACAUCCUACCAGCGGCGUGAAGAACUGUCCUGCGCGAAAGAAGCUAGAAGAAAGAAACAACACAAUCCUCCCUCCCUAGUGCCACGUUGGUCACACGCACGAUGAACACCGUUUUCCGGCCUUUCGUUGGUCGGUGGAGCCGGCUUAUCAGCUGCACCACCCAUCGGUUGCCUCCGGCCGUGCCGGGCCGCACCAGGAUGCCACAGGAAGCGCUUGCCACCGGGCUGCUACAGGCUAGCCCCACCCUACGCAGCCGUCAGUACAGUUCGAUGAAUCCGAACGAUUUCAUAGCCACCUCGCUGAUCGAUUCCGUCACGUUUGUGGCCGUCUGCUCGGACACGCUCGAAUCGCUGGUUGACUACUUCGAGCAGAUCAUCGACGAAACGAGCACGCUGAAGAAUCCGGACGUAACGUACGGGGACGGUGUGCUAACGGUUAGCUUCGGGGAGCCGCACGGCACGUACGUUAUCAAUCGCCAGCUACCGAACCGCCAGAUCUGGCUCAGCUCGCCCACCAGCGGCCCGAAGCGGUACGACUUCAUCCCGGACAAGCGCACCGUGAACGAGGGCUACUGGCUGUACCGGCACGACGGCGUGACGCUGCACGAGCUGCUCCAGCAGGAGAUCAGUGCGAUCGUUGGCCGGGAGCUGGAAUUCUUCGCCCUGCCGCACAGCCAGCGACCGCAGGAACCGGCCCCGGAUGGACAGCAGGGAUGAACUGGAUUAUCGACCGGGGGAGGGAGUCGGGAGACGCAUGGAACACGCUGUGACACGCUGUGUUUAUAGAUUUAGUUUUUAGGACGGAAAAGGACCCUCGGACGGGGAACACACGCCGCUAGCAACCGUCGAUGGUUCCCUUUGCCUGUUUGGUGGUUGCGCGAUUAGCUGGGUUGAUUAAUUUUUGGAGGGGGGUCGCUACUUGGGACGGAUAGCUAGAACGCUUAAUAAAACAAAAAUCGUGCAUCAACAGCGCAUAGAACGUGGA